This is a messenger RNA of Cooperia oncophora, 288 nucleotides long. NCBI's taxonomy places the organism in Eukaryota, Metazoa, Nematoda, Chromadorea, Rhabditida, Trichostrongylidae. The record is from the annotation of a GenBank genome assembly.
AUGGGCCUUACAACCCACGUCACCGUGCCCAUCUAUGCAGUCUACAUCGUGCUGGCUGCUAUGCUUUCGGCCGUCACGCUUGUGGCUGCCGUCUUCUACAAGACUCGCAAGCCUAUCGACCUCGACCAGCUAGAUUGCGAGCAACAGGCCAAGCUGUUCAGCCCACAAAUGCUGGCUCCGCAGCUUAUUCUCGAUACAUGUCCUCGACCGGUACAACCUCUUUCGCUGAAACACAAACUGACGCCAUGGAAGAGCGCUGUAAGUUUACAAUGUACGUCAAUGAAGUAG